Nicotiana tabacum (common tobacco) is the source of this 534-nucleotide messenger RNA. RefSeq lists its product as uncharacterized. The record is from RefSeq and is a predicted model, not a curated record. Lineage: Eukaryota; Viridiplantae; Streptophyta; Magnoliopsida; Solanales; Solanaceae.
AUGCGUGGUGGUGUUAAUGAGAUGCUGGAGGUCUGGAGACAUACACUUGAGUAUAAAAGUCUCAAACUGAGUAGGACCAAGACCGAAUACUUGGAGUGCAAUUUCAACGGUGUUGCCCAGGAAUCGGACAAGCAUGUGUGGCUUGAUAUGCAAGUAAUUCCCAAGAGAGAGAAUUUUAAGUACCUUGGGUCUGUGAUUAAGAGUGAUGGGGAGAUUGAUAAGGAUGGAACACAUCGUAUCGAAGCAGGGUGGAUGAAGUGGAGGCUCGUUUCCGGUGUCUUGUGCUAUAAGAAUGUGCCAUUAAGACUUAAAGGAAAGUUCUAUAAGGUAGUGGUUAGACCGACUAUAUUGUAUGGCGUAGAGUGCUGGCCAUUUAAGAACUCCUAUGUCCAACAGAUGAAAGUAGCGGAGAUGGGGAUAUUGAGAUGGAUGUGUGAGCACACGAGGUUAGAUAGAAUUAGGAAUAAAGUUAUUAGGGACAAGGUACGAGUAGCCCCUCUGGAGGAAAAGAUGCGAGAGGAGAAGUUGAGAUAG